Messenger RNA from Neoarius graeffei (lesser salmon catfish), 1301 nucleotides. Its product is annotated as ankyrin repeat domain-containing protein 9-like. Gene Ontology annotation, molecular function: protein binding. The transcript is spliced from 3 exons. Lineage: Eukaryota; Metazoa; Chordata; Actinopteri; Siluriformes; Ariidae. The record is from RefSeq and is a predicted model, not a curated record. The coding region runs from base 316 to 1134 and encodes 272 amino acids.
GUUCUGUGUGUGUGAGACAGAGAGAGAGUGUUCUGUGUGUGUGAGACAGAGAGGGUGAGUGAAUGAAUGAGAGAGUCAUUUUCUUCGUGGUGGUCAACAGAAACGGGACACGCACUCACCACCUCCGCUAUGUUUUUUUCAGAAUUAUUAGUCUGCUGCUCGUCUGCUCUGUUGGAGCUUGAUGCCGCUCGCUCCCCUCCUGAAUCAACAGCAGCUCCUCCUGCUCCGCUACAACAUCCGAGUCAACCGACGGCGUUGACACAUUAAAGAAAGUUGACGCUGUGUUCACGAGCUUCUAGUGGCAAGCCUGGAUAGAUGGAUGACACAUAUAAGGAGAGCAGAUUCCUCUCUUUACUUUUUUACCAAGCUGUUCGGGACCAUAAACCUGUAUGGAUGUUGGAGGACAUGCGCAACAGGGAGAUAUUUCACUGGGAAGAAGACACCCGGCACCAGACAUACACUCCUUCUGAAGCACUUCUGUAUGCUAUCGUGCAUGACCACCGAGCUUACGCACAAUAUUUGCUGAAUCAGUUCUCAGACGGGGCUCUUGCAAUGCCAGGCGACUCUUUCUGCUGCUGUCCAUCAUCUGCGCCACACUUGACCAUGGCUGUCCACUAUGACAGGAAGGCCAUUAUGGCUCUCAUCCUUCAGGUGGCACAUACAAUGCCCACUCUGUGUUCAUACAUGAACCGAGGUGGUUGCAAACAUCUGGAGAAUGGCAAAACUCCACUCCAUCUGGCAUGUGAACUGUCGCAUGCAGCAACCAUCGUAAUGUUAUUGGGACAUGGUGCUUCACCACAAGCUGAGGACCACGAUGGUAUGACACCACUGGAUCUCGUCCUCAAGCAGCUCUGGACCACCAAAGUGAACACAGGUGCCAGAAUGUUGUGCCUUGAGAGCUUGCUCAUGUUCAUGCCUGAGUUGCGGUUCAACAUGAAGAGCUCACUGGAAAAAGAUCCACAGCGCUGGUCCAAAGUACUGGGAGAGGAGAUGUUUAACUAUCUAAUCACAAAAAUUCCAGGAACAAUCUUUCUUAUGGCUAUGCAAAAAGUCCUGUCUCAAUUGCCUCCGAAAGAAUUUCCAAAAAGUCUGGACAAACUGCCCAUUCCAACUUUUCUGAAACCCAUCACAUAGACCUGAACACAGACCUGGCCUGCAUCCUACUGAAAUAGACUUUGAAAAUGCUUUUUUAUUGUUGUUAGUUAGUUAGUUAGUUAGUUAGUUAGUUAGUUAGUUAGUUAGUUAGUUAGUUAGUUAGUUUUUCCAUUUGUUUGCUUGUGACUGGCAUGAAUUUGACGUGU